Hemibagrus wyckioides is the source of this 1160-nucleotide messenger RNA. It is a transcript of the gene cmss1, whose product is annotated as cms1 ribosomal small subunit homolog. The record is from RefSeq and is a predicted model, not a curated record. Gene Ontology annotation, cellular component: 90S preribosome; nucleus. The transcript has 9 exons. NCBI's taxonomy places the organism in Eukaryota, Metazoa, Chordata, Actinopteri, Siluriformes, Bagridae. Bases 82 to 969 code for a protein of 295 amino acids.
AACAUUGUUCGUUUUUAAUGUUUAGCGCUAUGUCAUGUCGAAAAUGCGGUUCCGGAAUUGAGGUCAUGUUUACGUGAAGCCAUGGGAGACGACUUAGGAGACGAGUGGUGGGCUCGAGGUGAAGAAUUAGGUGACUCAGGUGGAGAGGAUGCACACAAUGUACACGACUCGCACGAUUCACAAGACACACAGGAAGCAGCAGAAGAGCCUAAGAAAAAAGUAGUCAAGAAAAGAAAACUUCAAACCCAGGAGGCAGACAAAGUGAAGAAAAAGAAGACAGUACAGAAAGAAGGCAUCGUUGCAAAACCAGAAGAAAAAACAGAGGACAAAAAGCCCAAGAAAAGACGAAAGAAGAAGACCAUCACAGAUGUGUUGGCGACGUCGGAGCCUGCGCCCGGCUCUCCGGCUGACCUGAGGAGCCUGGUGCAGAGCUACUUCAGCGACACGCGAUCUGUUAUAGAGCAGGAGGAGCUCAAGCUGCCGGAGUCAUGUUUUCUGACGAGUAACGACCUCUCGCACAGCUUGUCGUCCUACCUCAAAGAAGUUUGUCCUAAAUGGGCUAAAGUACAGAAGCAGCACACGCAGACGCGCUCGGUCGUACUGCUCAUCGUCUGUAGCUCCGCCCUGCGAACCAUCGAACUCAUCAAGCAGCUGACUACAUUUAAGGGCGAAGCUAAAGUGUUAAAGCUCUUCGCCAAACACAUCAAAGCCGAGGAUCAGGUGAAGCUGCUGAGUAAAAGUGUGGCUCACAUCGGUGUGGGUACUCCUGGCAGACUGAGCACCCUGAUAGAUAAAGAGGGAUUGAGUCUGCAGGGAUUGAGAUAUCUUGUCCUUGACUGGAACUACCGAGACCAAAAACAGAGGCGGAUGGUGGACAUACCAGAGGUCAAAGCAGAAUUCCUGAAGCUUAUGGAGACCGGCAUCAUUAAGAAGUGUCAGGAAGAAGCAGUUAAAAUCGGACUCUUCUGACUGCGCAUUGCUUUUCAUGUCUUCUCAACCACACUCGCACAAAUACGCCUCUGAAAUGUGUUUUUUUUUUUAUUAUUUAUGUAAAGCUUUGUUCUACAUUUUUAAGCUGUGUAAAAACCCAGCUGUGUGUCUACUACACAAACACACACUCUACUAGAGAGAGCUAAAAAUAAACUCAUCUGAUUGGACAA